UUAACUAAUAAUAAUAAAAAACAUGUAAUUGUCAGGCAGUACAAUACUGACAUCGGACUCGAAGCGCCCGGUGAAAGAGUCAUCGGCUCCCAUUCGCAAGUGCCCGGCGACCGUGUGGAUCUAAUAAAACAAAGUGCACAAUAAAUGAAUACCCACGUAUAGAUAGCCUUCUAUCAUUUUAUAAAGUGAAAUAUUACUCUGUGAACGAUACAUAUCAGUGGUGUAGCUUCCACAAAAUGCCGAUUUGCUUAUUUUGAGACGACUGCUCCUGAAGAAAAAGGAAAAACCUUAGAACUUGCCUAUUGUCUAAGGAACUUGUAGGCGUGACUCUCCGCCAAUGAUCUGAUGAACCGAGAUUCAGAACUCUUUUAUCGCAUUGAAAUAUCGCCGAUAUUCUGGCAUUCCGUUUAUCUGAACGAAAUAAAGUACCAAACUAAUCGUUUUAUCUUCGAUACGCAGCGUUUUGAGGAUUACCGGUAGUUGUGGUCCGUCGUCCGCGUGUUGACGUCGCGAUGGCCAAGCUAGUCGUGUGGGCGUGUCUGUUGGUCGCCGUCGCGGCACAGGACGACUUAUACGAACUUAAUAUUAUACACUUCAACGACUUCCAUGCACACUUCGAAGAAAUCAGUCCCUCGGGCUCAAUAUGCAACCCCUCCGACUCCUGCAUCGGCGGCUACGCGCGACUCUACACCGCCAUCCGCGAGGCACGCGAGGCGGAGCCCGAUUCGCUGGUGCUGAACGGCGGUGACACCUUCCAGGGCACCAUCUGGUACAACUUCCUGCGGUGGAACGUGUCACAGCACUUCAUGAAUCUGCUGCCGCAUGACGCACACGUGCUGGGCAACCACGAGUUCGACCACGGGCCCGAAGGCCUGCUUCCAUACCUGGAGCGACUGAACGCACCGAUGCUCGGCGCCAACGUGAACACCACUUUCGAGCCGGAGCUGACUCCUUACUUGCGCAACCACAUCGUGCUGGAGCGCAGGGGGCGCAGGAUCGGCAUCAUUGGAGUGCUGCUUAGAGUGUUCUCAGCGCCAAUUGGAGGCGUAAUAAUGGAAGACGAGGUGGAAGCCAUCAACCGCGAGGCAGUCAUCUUGGAGGAGCAGGGCGUCGACAUCAUCAUAGUGCUGUCUCAUUGUGGCUACACUGCCGAUUUGAGAAUGGCGGCGGAGAUAUCGUCCUCCGUGGACAUCAUAGUGGGCGCUCACUCGCACACUUUGCUGUACAACGGGGACUCCCCGAGCGGCGACUCGGUGGGUGGGGAUUACCCUACGCCUGUAGUGAGGAGUGAUGGACAUCGUAUCCUGGUAGUCCAAGCGUCGUGCUACACUCGGUACCUGGGUAACAUCAAGCUGUUUAUCGAUGACGCCGGCAUCAUCCAGGGUUGGGAGGGAGUGCCUAUUUUCCUGGGAACCUCGAUCGUACAAGACCCUCAAAUGAUGGCAGAAUUAGAGCCAUGGCGCGCGGAAGUGGACGCCGUGGGUAAGGAGGUGCUGGGCCGCUUGCUGACUCCCCUCAGCCGCUCCUGCUACUCGCGGGAGUGCAACAUCGGCAGCUGGGCUUGUGACGGCUUCCUGCAUCAGCUGAUGGAGCGCGCUAAGGAUGGCUCGUGGAAUGAAGCGCACGUCUGCUUGAUCAACGCCGGCGGCCUGCGUGCGGCCAUCGAUCGCGGCGAGGUGACGACAGAGGCCCUCUUGAUGGCGAUACCGUUCGAGAACUACGUGCAGGUGUACGACCUGAAGGGGGAGCACCUGCUGGAAGCGCUGGAGUUCUCCGUGGGCGUUUCCAUGGAGCCCGGGUUCUUCUACAGCGGACGCAUGCUGCAAAUCGGAGGUCUGCGCGUCGUAUACAACGCAUCGCAGCCCGUCAACUCGCGCGUGCAGGCGGCCGCGGUGCGCUGCGUGCAGUGCGCCGUGCCGCGCUACGCGCCGCUCGACCCCGGCGCCGUCUACCGCGUCGUCACGCAGAACUACAUCGGCGACGGCGGCGGCGGCUACACGAUGCUGUCAGAAAACCGCGAGAACCUGGAGAACCUGCAUCUGGACUACAUGAUGCUGCAGGAGUACCUGCGCCACCAGGACGCCGUGCUGCGCGACCUGGACGGACGCAUCGAGAUCGUCUUUUAGAAGUUUACGACCAACUUGGCAUGUCGUCAAUAUCCUGAUAUCCGAUUUUAUACGGAGUUAAGCAAUUCACGUUAGUCAAAUAUCAUUUUAAGAUUCCAUAAUGGCUCAGUUUCAUUGGUCGAUGGGGCCCGCGUGCGGGGUGCGGGAAAUUACCAUAAAGCAUGCCAUAGGAAUUCGGGGAACUGUUUUCAUUAAUCGAUAGGGCUC
Molecule: messenger RNA, 2333 nt
Organism: Cydia pomonella (codling moth)
Lineage: Eukaryota; Metazoa; Arthropoda; Insecta; Lepidoptera; Tortricidae
Product: apyrase-like
Exons: 11
Coding region: 513-2126 (537 amino acids)
Biological process (GO): AMP catabolic process
Cellular component (GO): plasma membrane
Molecular function (GO): 5'-nucleotidase activity; nucleotide binding; metal ion binding
Source: RefSeq, a predicted model, not a curated record